AUGUGGGCUGGGGAAGUAAAAAAAGAUAUAGAAACUUUGAUGGUUCAUACAUAUCCAUUAUGUAAGUAUAGCGAUAUGCCAGAGGAAAUAAAGCAAGAAGCUAUAGAAACUUGUGUCACUGCUGUAGAAAAAUAUUCAGAGGAUUAUGAACAUGCAGCUCGCAUGAUCAAAGAUAAUUUAGAUAAAAAAUUUGGACCACCUUUCCAGGUAGUUGUGGGAGAAGCAUAUGCAUGUGCAAUUACGUAUCAAGAAAAAUCGAUGUUAUAUAUCUUUAUUGGAGGUAAUAUAGCAGUUCUUGUAUGGAGAACGGUCACAGAUUUUUGACAAGUUUUAGAUUUGAA
This is a messenger RNA of Pogonomyrmex barbatus (red harvester ant), 341 nucleotides long. Its product is annotated as dynein axonemal light chain 4-like. Gene Ontology annotation, biological process: microtubule-based process. NCBI's taxonomy places the organism in Eukaryota, Metazoa, Arthropoda, Insecta, Hymenoptera, Formicidae. Gene Ontology annotation, cellular component: dynein complex. The record is from RefSeq and is a predicted model, not a curated record.